Heterobasidion irregulare TC 32-1 is the source of this 1266-nucleotide messenger RNA. RefSeq names its product C4-dicarboxylate transporter. Bases 1 to 1266 code for a protein of 421 amino acids. NCBI's taxonomy places the organism in Eukaryota, Fungi, Basidiomycota, Agaricomycetes, Russulales, Bondarzewiaceae. The record is from RefSeq and is a predicted model, not a curated record. Gene Ontology annotation, molecular function: sulfite transmembrane transporter activity. Gene Ontology annotation, biological process: sulfite transmembrane transport; transmembrane transport. The transcript has 5 exons. Gene Ontology annotation, cellular component: plasma membrane.
AUGUUGCCCUCGACGUCGAAGCUACUGAAAGAUCGCGUUCGUCACUUUGUACCGGCCUGGUUCGCUGUGAUCAUGGGGACAGGAUCAAUAUCCAUUCUAUUCCAAAAAUUCCCAUACUGGAACGGAACCGCCACAAUGAACGCCCUCAGCGCCCUCUUCUUCUUUCUCAACUUCGUACUCUUCGUUGUCAUCAUGAUAACCAGCGUCGUUCGCUAUAUCAUUUUCCCCGACAUCUGGUUCAUCAUGGUUCGGCACCCAGUGCAAAGCCUGUAUCUCGGCUGCUUCCCGAUGGGCAUUUCUACACUCCUCAAUGUCUCCGUUUCUCUUCUUUAUAAAGAGUAUGGAUUUGGGGGGACGACGUUCUUGUACACCAUCUGGGGCUUCUGGUGGCUCAACGUUGCUAUUUCCAUCUUAUGCUGUUGGGGAAUGGUACAUGUCAUGUCAACCACUCACGACCAUUCUCUGAACCAAAUGUCGUCUGUUUGGCUUCUCCCUGUUGUGACUCUCAUCGUCACAUCAUCCUCUGGAGGUAUUCUUGCUCAAGCUAUACAGCCUUUAUCCCCGUCUCACGCUCUCCUCACCACCACGUUCUCUGUCUUCCUGGUGUCCAUCGGCCUCUCACUUGCGCUUAUGAUUCUUACAAUCUAUUUCUACCGCGUCAUCCUGCACGGACCUCCUAGGGGUGCAAACGUUAUAUCCACGUUCGUCCCCCUUGGCCCGACAGGCCAGGCAGGUUUUUCGAUGAUCCUGAUCGGAGAGAAUACCAAGGAGCUGUUUCCCAUCGCGAACAGCGCCUCGCCAUUUAUGAGCAAUACCAACGCAGGCGAGAUCAUUUAUACCGUUUGCGUCUGUAUCGCGUUCGUGUUGUGGUCAUUGGCUACGAUGUGGCUGGUGUUCGCGUUGCUCAGCAUCCAGAGCGUUGUGCGGAGGACGAGAUUCCCCUUCAGAAUACCCUUCUGGGGCAUGAUUUUCCCGAACGGCGUCUACGCUAAUCUGACUAUCAUGCUCUAUCGCGUCCUCGAUGUUCGAUUUUUCCGAGUAUGGGGUGCCGUCUACGCGGUGCUCACGCUCGUGGCGUGGUCUGUUGUUUUCAUCCGCACGGUGUCCAUGGUCCGCACCGGAGAGAUCUUCGCGGCGCCAUGUCUAGAGGACAUUGACAUGGGUGUCUCUGUAGGUAAUCCUAGGGAGAGGGAAAGGGAGGAGGGCCAGGUGCAGGCACAAGCAUCACAGUCUCAGGCGACCAGUUGUGCGCAACAGGCACGGUAG